AUGCCACUGAGUGAGCAGUCAGCGCCUUAUAGCGCGCCCCUGUGCCCGCCCUUCACGGGCCGCCUAGGGACACCGGGACCGCGCCUGCCAAUUUUCUUCAUUCAAGACAGCCCCUUUGGGGAUGGUAUCCUGGGUCAGAGCCACUACUAGCCAUCCCAAAGCCAAAACUGGUACCCCAAGGCCUUGAAGCCAUCCUGGUCCCAGAGAUCCAGACCCCCAGCACUUCCCAAGGCUCUAGCCACAGUUCCCACCCCUGAGCUGUUUGUGGAGUCCUGGCCAUCCAGCUCAGGGACCCCUUCCCCACUCAACACCACAGAGGGACAGAUGGGAGUUUCUCCACCACCGGCCCCAAUAGACAGCCGGGACUCCGUGGUGGCAAAGUACAUAAACCGGUUCCGUCAGGCUCAGCCCACAAGCCGAGAGGAGCGCCAACCUGCAGGCCUAACCUCAGCUGACUUUUGGUGGCUGAGGACUGAGUCUCCAGAUCACAUCAGUCAGCUUGCAGCAGCAGGGGCCAGUAAACAAGAAAGAAGACCUAGCACCGCCAAGGUAGCCAGCACAUCCCAGGCUGUGGACCUCCUUCAGGAGAGAAACCAGAGCCUCAACACAUGGGACUCACCCCUGCUGGACUUGGAGACCCUGAGCCUACAGAGCCGAGCUGAUAGGCUGCUCAAACGCAGCAAGGCCUCCAUCUCCUCCUCCCUCAGCCCCAGUGACAGAAGCAGUUCCUCAUUCCCCACCACCUCUGAUGGCCUCUCACCCUUCUCUGUGACCUUCACCCCUGACACCAGCAAGGACUCUGGCCCCAGAGCACCGGCAACCCUGGCAUCAGCCCCCACCCCAGCUCUGGCUCCAGUUUCCUCAAGGGCACCCCUGCGACCAGAGGAUGAUAUUCUGUACCAGUGGCGACAGCGGAGGAAACUUGAGCAGGCUCAAGGGGGCAAGGGUGAUGGACCCUGGGUGCAGCCCAGGACCCCUGCCUUCACCACUCCGCCUGGCCCCUGGGUAUCUCUUGCAGCGGUUCCUCCUGCGCCACCGUCCUCCACCUCUGCAACCCCUGCAGUCACCUCCGCACCCCCUGUAAUCCCCCAAUACCAGCCUAUCGCCGCUCCUGGAAGCCCCGCCCAGACUGAGAGGCAGGACCCCAAGCCUCAGAAGGGCAGAAUCCCAUGCCAGAAACUUGCUAAACAAGUCUCAAAAGCUAGCCAAGAACCUGGCCCGCAGCUCAGAGGUGCUCUGGACCAGGUAGUGAAGGCUCGGCUGUUCCCAGACAGCUUGGAGGACACGCCCCCUCGCCUGGAGGGCCCGCCUCCACCCGAGGCUGAAUUUGUGAAGGUCAAGGCCACACCCCCUCAAGCGAAGGUUGCAUCCACUCGCUCUGAGGCCAUACCCCCGCUGUCUCAAGUACAGUUUCCACCGGCCGAGACUCUGCCUAGUGGGUCUAAGACCCGCAGAGCCAGGCCCCGCCCAGCGGAGGCGGAGCCUUGGAAAGGUGAAGCCACGCCCCCGGCUCCUGCCGGGUAUCCGCCUCCCAAGGCCCGGCCUCCUCUGCUCCAGGUGGAGUCUCUCCAGGCUGUGCCCGCGGCACCGCCUUCCGCUGACAACCACCCCUCGGAGGAGCUGCUGUCCCAGGCCGCGCGGCUCUUGGAGGCCGCUGAAGACUCCGACGGCAGCGAGUUCCAGGAUGAUCCCGUGCUGCAGGUGCUAAGGGCUCAGAGGGAGGAACUGCGGCGGCAAAAAAGGAAAGUGGAUGCCCGGUUAUCCUGCUUACUGGGCCACGUGGAGGCCCCGGGGUCUUGUUGCCCUUCAGCCAGGUUGCCUCCCACGUCCCCUAGGCAGCAGCUGCAAAGGAAAGGAUUCUCCCUCAAGGCUAGACGACUUUGA
Orycteropus afer afer is the source of this 1884-nucleotide messenger RNA. The record is from RefSeq and is a predicted model, not a curated record. NCBI's taxonomy places the organism in Eukaryota, Metazoa, Chordata, Mammalia, Tubulidentata, Orycteropodidae.